This is a messenger RNA of Maylandia zebra (zebra mbuna), 4092 nucleotides long. It is a transcript of the gene dnaja1, whose product is annotated as DnaJ heat shock protein family (Hsp40) member A1. Gene Ontology annotation, molecular function: ATP binding; Hsp70 protein binding. Lineage: Eukaryota; Metazoa; Chordata; Actinopteri; Cichliformes; Cichlidae. The record is from RefSeq and is a predicted model, not a curated record. Gene Ontology annotation, biological process: protein folding; response to heat.
CACCGGACGCGACUUUCAUUUACGAUAGAGGCGGGUUAGAAGAACCUUCUAGAAGAGUUGCUGUGAACGGAGGUUGUGAGGCGACAUCAUUGUCUUCAUAUAAGUUUCUCAAGGCAAACAUGGUCAAAGAAACAGGUUUUUACGACACUUUGGGUGUGCCACCCAGCGCAACUCCAGAUGAGCUGAAAAAGGCCUAUCGCAAACUGGCUUUGAAAUAUCACCCUGAUAAAAAUCCCACAGAAGGAGAGAAGUUCAAGCAGAUCUCACAGGCCUAUGAGAUUUUGUCAGAUCCGAAGAAGAGAGAGAUUUAUGACCGGGGAGGUGAAAAGGCUAUAAAAGAAGGAGGAACUGGCGGUGGAGGUGGUGGGGGCUUUGCAUCACCCAUGGAUAUCUUUGACUUGUUUUUUGGUGGAGGCAGCCGGAUGCAUAGAGAGCGAAAAGGGAAGAAUAUUGUUCAUCAGAUUACAGUGACGCUAGAAGAGCUUUAUAAUGGAGCAACAAGAAAACUUGCUGUCCCAAAGAAUACCAUUUGUGACAGAUGUGAAGGUCGUGGAGGUCGUAAAGGAGCGGUACAGGUGUGCAUGUCUUGUCAUGGCACAGGGAUGCAAGUCCGCGUACACCAGUUACUUCCAGGUAUGGUACAGCAGAUGUCCACAGUGUGCCACAGCUGCCAAGGACAAGGAAAAAGAAUCAGCCAAAAGGACCGCUGCAAAGCAUGCGGAGGCCGGAAGAUCCUACGACAGAAGAAGAUCUUGGAGGUCCACAUUGACAAAGGAAUGAGAGAUGGCCAGAAAAUUGUUUUACAUGGAGAGGGAGACCAGGAGCCGGGACUCGAGCCAGGCGACAUCAUCAUUGUUUUAGAUCAGCGAGACCAUGCACAAUUCACCAGGAAAGGAGAGGACCUCAUCAUGUCCAUGGAGUUGCAGCUGGUUGAGGCUUUAUGUGGUUUCAAGAACCCCAUUCAGACACUGGACAACAGAACUCUCCUCAUCACAUCACAUCCAGGGGAGUUGAUCAGGCCUGGCGACACUAAGUGUGUCCUGAAUGAAGGGAUGCCCACGUAUCGCAGGCCGUUUGAGAAGGGGCGUCUCAUUAUUCACUUCUCGGUGGUGUUCCCAAAAGCUAAUUUCCUCCCCGAACAUAAGCUGAAGGAGCUGGAGCGCUAUCUCCCAGAAAAGAUGGAUGCAGAGCAGCCAGACAGUAUGGACGAUGACCUCUACAUCUAUGCUGACCUGGAGGACUGUGACUUUGAGAACAGGAGAAGAUACAGAAAUGAGUGCUACUACAUGGACGAAGACGACUACGCCACCACUGGUGGUGUUCAGUGCCAGACGUCUUAAGCAACAGCUGGCCUUUGUCUAUUCCAGAAGCUUAGAUCCUCAUCUCCAAUGCAAAGCACCUUUUUUUUUUUUUGGUUACCUGUGCACUUUUAACUUUAUUUUCCUUAAAAAUCAAUUCGUCUCUUUAGUUUGUUUGAAGUUGGUUCAUAAAACUGUUUCCCAAUGCCCUGUGAAUGUUAAAAUUGCAGGAUUUGAACUUAGAUGCAGUUCAGUGGAAUUCCUUUUCAUCUAGGACCCCCUUUUUUUUUUUUUUUCUUCUUUUUUUUUCUUUUUCCUUCUUCUUCUGUCAUUCACACUGUGAUUAAAGAUGAGGGCUGGUAUAACAGGCUUCAGGGAAAAGCAUGACGGCCUGCUUUUUGUGCAGUUACACUAAAACUGAUGACAAUAAUAGGUAAAUAACCUAUAUAUAUAGAGAGAGAGAGAAAUCUAAAUCAGGCGUUGAAAACCACUUUUUGUAGUCUCAUCCAUUUUUGGUGUCUGUAGCUCUUUCAGACAUGAAACUUGUAACGGCGCUGAAUCUGUCAGUCUCUUAAAGUAACAGCAUUCUGUCUUUCAGUCAGUGUUCCUCAUGCCUUCAUUCAGACAUCCCUGUGACUGUGACAGAGAUCCACGGUAUGUGCACAAUAUCAGCUUUAUUUGUAAAAGUCUUUGUAUUUACCGGGACGUGCAUUGUCAGUAUUGACUCUAGCAAAGUCUAAUGACAAUUGUCAUUAAGAGCAAGGACAUCAUCCCCAACCCUUUUCACAGAGGCUAGAAAACUUUAUCACAGAAGAAAUUUUUCUCUCUGAGCAGUUUAGAAACUGAGCUGGUGUUUUGCGUUCUAUAGUGAGCUGAUCGGCCCACAGAGCUACAACAGAGACGUGCACGCUUGUAAUAGUGUGGGUGUCUCUCUGUUGUGACUGCAUGCAGUCAGCCAAAUACACAUAUUUUCUGACCUAGUGCGUUUGCUGCUGUAACUUUAACUCUUUACCCUUUAAAGCCUACUAGGAGUAACCCUUGGAGUUCUUUUGUGAAGAGUGGUCACAUUUCUGGUUACAGUACAGAAUCACAGCGACACUUCAGAAAAACAGGAAACUAUUUUAAUGGUUGUAAAACCACAUCUUAAUUGAUAUACAGUGAGAUGUCAAAACUCGUUAAGGGAACAUGUGAGGUCAUCAGAUGUCGUCUUUAUGGGGGAAAGAGUUAAUGGAAAAGCGAUCAGAGUGCUGAUUUAUACAGCUCAGGCGUGUUUGUCUGAAAGGGGCCCACGAGGACCAGAUGGUGGUGGAGGUGCUUGGAAACUUGAUUUAAAACAUUAAAGCUGUUGUACCCUUUCAAGGGCUAUUUUUUCAGACUUUUUAUGAAAAAACAUGUGACAGGUUUGAAAUCAGUGUAGUCAUGAUUAAAACAGGGAAACGGGAAGUUCAAGCCACUUAAUUUCCAACUAAUGUUUGAGUUUAGCGUUUUGUUUAGUUUUUUCCUGAGCUGCAGUCAGUUGUCUGUGACGAUGCCGUGCACGUCUAGUAUAGUGUAAGUGUGAGAGUGUGCAAAGGUAUGUGCAAUCACCUUAUAUUUUGAAAGGCUAUUUAUGAUUCUUGUUAUACUCAUUUACAUUUCAUAAUUCUUUUUUUUUUUUUUAAAUUAGAAUAGGUUUACAUACUAAUAUUAAAAAAACUAAACACAACGUAUUCUUCCGUGCCCCGCUCCAUAUUGCCGCUAUGCCACAGUUCAUCCUCUUCCUGAAAUGCUCAUCCUGAAAGGUCCAGCCUGCUCUGAUUGGUCAGAAAAAGCUGUCUGUGGAUUAAGUCUCAAGUUUCUCAGGAGCUGGGAGUGCAUGAAGACUCCUACAUUCAAUCAUUGUGACAGUAACAGAACAUUUUGUGUGCUUUGCCUAUGGCUGAGACAUUUUAGAGACAUUUCUUUCUGUGGAAAGAAGAGAAUAACUUCCUUUUUGUCCUUCUCUUUCUUACCCAUGUGUGUUCCCUGACAUUUUUUCCCUAUCACUGGACCCGUUUUCAUUUUAUAAAACAAAGCAUAAGCAGGGCUAUUUUGAAUAGGUAUGAUUUUUCUUUGGAAACAAUGGCAUGGUUGUGGCAACAUUGUACUCGAAAAGGUUUCUAAUGUCUGCCUGUUUAGUUUUGUUGUGAGUUUAAAAUCAUUGGAAGACAAUGAGAUCAGACUCCAAAAUCUAGAGUUUAAAUGACAAAUGAAACCAGAUAUUAAUAUUUUUCCAUAUUCCUUGUGAACCUUGUAAAAGCCAAAAUGAGUAAUGGGAGUUUAUGGGUGGGCUUUUAAAAUAGAUAAACCUGCAAACUUUAUACCUCAUUAAAGUGUCUGCCUGUUUGAAAGCCUUUUCAUAACUUAACUUGAAGUUACUUGAUAAUGCAGUUUUAUUUUUCUUUCUUUUAUCUCAAUGGUGUUUGCCUUGGAUGUUGUAAAACGGUCAUGCUCACAGAAGCAAGGGUCUCCUUAAAUAAUGUAAGUAGUUCUUGAAUGCAGAUGUGAAUUUGAGCGCUCAUAAUGUAAGGGGAUUUCAAUGCAAAGAGUAAUUCAAGUAAAUGUUGCCAAGGUUUUAAAUUAACUUGAUGCAUGUUUGGACCAGUGGUCUACUUGUUUGUGUUCAUGUUUUCUAAAUAAAUGUGAUUUAAUGGUCUUUCUAAGUUUCUGUGUAACAGUGCUUGAUAUCUUUUAGAAAAUCUGUCUCUGCUGUUUUUCAUUAAACUGGAUUUUUAUACCCAGAUAUUAAAAUUCAGACACCCUGUUACAAUCUAAA